Messenger RNA from Astyanax mexicanus (Mexican tetra), 1594 nucleotides. RefSeq names its product growth factor independent 1A transcription repressor a (gene gfi1aa). Gene Ontology annotation, cellular component: nucleus. NCBI's taxonomy places the organism in Eukaryota, Metazoa, Chordata, Actinopteri, Characiformes, Acestrorhamphidae. The record is from RefSeq and is a predicted model, not a curated record. The coding region runs from base 153 to 1349 and encodes 398 amino acids. The transcript is spliced from 6 exons.
GUAUGACCUUACAUGGCUCUGCUUAUGAAUCAGGCUGUGGUUUUAAUGCUAAAUCAGUGUAUUUUUCUAUUUUUCCAUUUUUCUAAAUCUCACCCUUCUAACAGCACAGCUCCUGAAGGUCGUGAUAUUUGACCUUGAGAAGACUGAUCACCAUGCCAAGGUCGUUUUUGGUGAAGAGUAAACGUGCACACAGCUAUCACCAACCCCGAAGCUUAGAGGACGAAGCCCUCCAGCUCCAGACCCUGCUAACUCACGCCUGUGCAGAACUCCAGGUGGGAGGUGUGUCGCAGUGCUGUGAGGAUGCAGGUCGGCACUCGCCCGAAGGUGGCGCUGUUCACACCGCGGAUAACUGCCCCCAGCACUCGCCCCUGAGCUGCGGCGGGAGUGUGUGCGACCGGCCCUCCGACCACGAGGAGUCCUGGAGGUCCCUCAGCUGUGGGGACAGUGUGUGUGAUCGACCUUCAGACCAGGAGGAGGAGCUGUGGAGGCGGCGAUCUCCGUCUGCGUCACCAGACAAUGAAGAAUGUCCUGUAUCGUCACCGGACGACCUCCAACCGUUCGACAUCACCUUCCGCCCGUGUGAUUGGACCAGAUCUGAGCUCAGACGCUUCAUCCAGCCCUUUAACCGUCUUCCCCUGAGCUUUUACAGCGGUUCAGAGAGGAAGACGGAGGUUCAGCCGGUAUCUAACGGGGGUUACUGCCACAAGUACAGGCAGCUGAGCCACGAUCUACUGGACAGUCACACCAGAAGCUAUUACUCUGAGUUCAAGACCAUCAGCGAGACCUCUGAGCCUGAAGUACAGCCUGAUCUACUCUACACUCGCCUUCAGCUCAACAGCUCCUACAAGUGUGUGAAGUGUACGAAGGCGUUUUCCACCCCUCAUGGUUUGGAAGUUCACGUACGACGGUCCCACAGCGGCUCCAGACCCUUCGCCUGCGAGACGUGCGGAAAAACGUUCGGUCACGCCGUCAGUCUGGAACAACACCGAGCCGUUCACUCACAGGAAAGGAUUUUCAGCUGUAAAAUCUGCGGGAAAAGUUUUAAGAGGUCGUCCACGCUGUCCACCCACGUCCUUAUCCACUCGGACACUCGGCCGUUCGCCUGCCCGUACUGCGGCAAGAGAUUCCACCAGAAAUCAGACAUGAAGAAACACACCUUUAUACACACAGGUGAAAAGCCCCACAAAUGUCAGGUGUGUGGAAAAGCGUUCAGCCAGAGCUCCAACCUCAUCACACACAGCCGCAAACACACCGGGUUCAAGCCGUUCGGCUGCGACCUGUGUGCUAAAGGCUUCCAGCGUAAAGUGGACCUGAGGAGACACAGAGAAGCUCAACACGGCCUCAAAUAAACCCCACUUACUGUAUACAGUACACGGCACUACAAACACUAUCCAGCGCGGGAGUAUAGAUCAUUAAUCCCUUUAUCAGGACCUGUUUCUGCUCUACACUUUCAUUAAUCGACUUUUAUCUUAUUUAUAAUGUCUUCCAUUUGUUUGAUGCUUAACUUUUAAUGUAUGUUCUUUAAUUCAUACGACCAUUAUGAAUGUUACACUUUAAAUUAUGCAAAAAUUGUGAAAAUAAACUUGUAAAACCA